Messenger RNA from Amphibalanus amphitrite, 6437 nucleotides. RefSeq names its product dual oxidase 1-like. Gene Ontology annotation, molecular function: heme binding; peroxidase activity; calcium ion binding. The transcript is spliced from 32 exons. Lineage: Eukaryota; Metazoa; Arthropoda; Thecostraca; Balanomorpha; Balanidae. The record is from RefSeq and is a predicted model, not a curated record. The coding region runs from base 402 to 5465 and encodes 1687 amino acids. Gene Ontology annotation, cellular component: NADPH oxidase complex; plasma membrane. Gene Ontology annotation, biological process: response to oxidative stress; defense response; superoxide anion generation.
CUGUGAGAUGUCUGCUGGCCGGCCGGCUAUACUGGGGGCAGUAUGGACCGUCCUGGACCGUCCUGCCAGUCCCAAACCGAGCCCGUCCACCGGACGCCGCCGCCUAUCUGCCGGACGUGCAGUCUCGGCUCUGCGACGGCGGUCAGCCCCGCAGUUUCCCGGAGGACGGGGCGGGGUCAGGCGCGCCUAUCGGCCGGUCACAUCCUGCACAGUCGGAGCGGCCGUGCAGGGGCCGGAGCGGCCACUGGCUGACCGGGAGACACCGAGCCCGCCGCGCCCCCGUCUCCGCCGCUGUCCGAGCCGCUGGCUGCGAGCUGCAGGCCGAAUCUGACGGACUUCGUGCCAUUUUACGCUUCUCACUGUCCCUGUGUGUCCGGACCUGACGGUCCCACGGGACAGCGAUGUCCGGACAGUCCCACGGGACAGCGCUGUCCGGUCGGACAGGAGCGCGGUGGGCCGCUCUGCUGGUACUGUUAGUCACCGUGGGGACAUCCACCGCUCAAAGAGCCAGUAAGCCGACCAGCUCCCAGUGGGUGACCGGCCCGAGCCGGGACAACAAGCUCGGCCUGCUGCGCUGGCUGCUGGACGGCUGCGAGGGCGGCGACGACUGCCAGCCGCAGCCGUACCGCCACGUCGAGUACGAGGGGUACGACGGCUGGUACAAUAACUUCGCCCAUCCGCAGCUGGGAGCCUCCGAGAUGCCGCUGCUGAGGAAGCUGCCCCCGGCAUACGGCGACGGGACGUACGAACCAUCCGGCGCACUGCGUCCCAACCCUCUGAACAUCUCUGAACAGCUCAUGUCCGGGCCCAACGGCAACUUCUCAAAGACCGGCAAAUCGGCGCUGCUCGUCUUUUUCGGUCAGCAGGUGGUGGAGGAGAUUCUGGACGCCCAGCGGCCCGGCUGUCCGCCCGAGUAUUUCAACAUCCCGAUCCCGGAGGGUCACCGGUACCGGCGCGAGCCGGGCCACACCGAGCUGCCGUUUGUGCGCUCCCGGUACGACAUGGCCAACUCGGGCUUCUCGCCCAACGCGCCGCGACAGCAGCUGAACGAGAUCACACCGUGGCUGGACGGCGGCCUGACGUACGGCACCACCAAGGCGUGGGCGGACGUGCUGCGCUCGUUCGCCAACGGCACGCAGGCGCCGGACGGCCUGCUGGCCUGGAGUGACGAGCCGUACCGCGGCUUCCCGGAGCGGAACGCCGUGCGCCUGCCGCUGGCCAACCCGCCGCCGCCCACCCAGCACCAACAGUUCACGGCGCGACACCGCACCGCGCCCGUCAACCGCUUCUGGAUGCUGGGUAACCCGCGCGGCAACGAGAACCCGUUCCUGCUGACGUUCGGAGUGAUGUGGUACCGGUGGCACAAUCACGUGGCCGGAUACCUGGCCAGCCAGCACCCCAACUGGUCCGGCGAGCGCGUGUUCAACGAGGCGCGUAAGUGGGUGAUCGCGACCCACCAACACAUCGUGGUGAACGAGUGGCUGCCGAGCUGGCUGGGCGCGUCCCUCGACCCGUACAGAGGCUACGACGACUCUGUGGACCCGCAGAUCACGCACGUGUUCCAGUCGGCCGCCAUGCGGUUCGGCCACACCCUGGUGACCUCCGGCGUCUACCUGAGGAACUUCAGCCGCGAGGGAUGCCUGACCGAGGGGUUCGGCUUUCUCACCGGCACCGACCGACACCGGAUCAGCGGCGUGCGCACGUGCAACUCCUUCUGGAGGCCGCAGGAGCCGCUGCGGGAACAUGAUGUGGACCGAAUGCUCAUGGGAAUGGCGCUGCAGUCCACCGAGCGCGAGGACAACAUCAUCGUCAACGACCUCAGGGGCGACGUGUUCGGACCGCUGGACUUUUCCCGCCGUGACCUGAUGGCCGUGAACAUUCAGCGGGGUCGCGACCACGGCCUGCCCGACUACCUGACCGCGCGCCACGAGUUCGGACUGCCUCCGGUGGACUUUGACAACUUCACCGCCAUCACCGGCUCAGAGGUCGACCAGGAGGUGAUCAGCCGUCUGAGCGAGGUGUACAACAACUCCAUGUCGAACGUGGACAUUUGGGCGGGCGGCCUGCUGGAAACCUCGGACCGACCCGGCCAGCUCUUCUCUGCCAUCAUCCGUGACCAAUUCACGCGUAUCCGUAACGCCGACCGGUUCUGGUUCGAAAACAGACUGAACGGACGGUUUACCGACGAAGAGAUUGAGCGAAUCCGGCAGCUGACGAUUUACGACAUCAUUAUGUCUGUGACAGACAUGGAUCAAAACGACAUCCAGUCGGAUCCUUUCCGCAUUCUCAUGGCAGGCAACGAGGACCUAUCGGACAGCUGCCAGCAAGCGCUGGAGGACAGGAUGCAGAAUGCCACGUGUCGUAGCGGGCGCUCCACCGUUCCGUGUCGGUUCCUGUACCCGCUGGGCUCCUUCUCGGAGAAUGUGGAGAUCGAGGAGUGCUCCCCGGCGCGCACCUACGACUACUUCUCCGGCAGCGAGGCCUCGUUCGCGCUCACCUUCCUCGCCGCUUUCCUCGCCGUGUGUGGACUGGUCGGACUUCUGAUCAUGCUGGCUCGCAGACGACAGAGACAGAACAUGCCCAGCCGCGCCGCAAAGUCGGAGGUGGUGAAAAAUGUCGGCCAGGGCAUCGCCGUCACCGCUCAGGAGCGGGUGUCCGCCAACAAUCUGCGCUCGGUGGUGGUGCGGCUGGACAAGACGCGCCGCUCCAUCGAGAUCCGCACCAUGAAGGGCUCUCUGCUAGAGGUCUGCACCGGCCGGCUGCAGCCGCGGCUGGCUGCAGCCCCACGGCUGUGGGCCGGGGCGGCUGCAAAUAUCUCCAAGAACACGGCUACGGCUCCCACAGUUUGCCACGGCUGUGGGCGGCUGUGGCUGUGGAGCCACGGCUGCGGGGCGGCUAGGCUGUGGAAAAUUGCAGCCGUGCAGAACUCUACGUCUCUGCUGCGCUCGGUGGAGCUGCGGCACAUGGCCGAGCUGGACGUCAUCCUGCCGACAGAUGGCAGCACCGUCAUCAUCAAGGUGCCCCGCGAGUACGACCUGGUACUGGAGCUGGGCGGCCACUUUCUGAGGGACCAAUUCAUGGGUUCGCUGAACGGCUUCCUGACCGAGUGCGGCAUCCAGAAGAACGAGGUGACUGCCAAGCUGAAGCCGGCGCUGGAGCAGGUGGUCACCCAGGAGCACCGACAGCGCAACCUGGAGCGAUUCUUCCGAGUGGUGUUCGCACAGGCGUUCAACAUAAAGCUGAGCAAGGAGGAGGUACUGAACGUGAGCUCGGAGAGCGCGCGCGAGGUGGUGCACAUGGAGCUGACCCUGGCAGAGUUCGCUGACGCACUCAGCAUGUCCAGCUCGUCCAGCUUCGUCACCAAGAUGUUCGCUGUCGUGGACAUGGACAAGAACGGCUACAUCUCUUUCCGCGAGUUCCUGAACAUGAUGGUCGUUUUCGCCAAGGGCACUGCAGAGGACAAGGUGAAGCUGAUGUUCGACAUGUACGACAUCGAUCAAGUUGGCAAACUGAGUCGCAAAGACUUCAGCGAUAUGAUUCGGUCGCUGCUGGAGCUCUCCAGCGCCUCGCUGGACUCGACCAACCUGGACGAGGUGGUGAACACCAUGUUCAGCUCGGGCGGGCUGAGCGACAAAGACGAGAUCACGGCGGACGAGUUCUUGCGGCUGUUUGCUCAGCAUCAGGAGGCGCUCGGAUACGCCCAGCUGCAGGUGGCAGGAGCAUCGAUGCCCCUGCCGUCAAAAGACAAGCGCAAGUCUGGCUUCGCUCGAACCCGUGACACCGUGCUCUCCAUCUACAGUGACCUGGACAGCGGCGAGGGCGCCGCGCCGACCUCCCCCGAUGAACCAGAGGCAGAGAUAGCCGUCAUUGAGAACCAGGGCGAGCCCAGCAGGCAGCAGGCGGGUGGGGCCGGCCGUCUGGCGCGCUGGAUGGAGAUCCACCGGCUGACCGUCUUCUGGAGCACCCUGUACACGCUGGUCCUGCUGGGCAUUUUCGCCGAGCGAGCCUACUACUACUCUGUGGAGCGGGAGCACGCCGGUCUGCGCCGGAUCGCCGGCUACGGCGUGACGGUGACGCGCGGCGCCGCCUCCGCCAUGAUGUUCACGUACUCGACCCUGCUGGUGACCAUGUGCCGCAACACCAUCACCUUCUGCCGCGAGACCUUCCUGCACCGCUUCAUACCCUUCGACUCGGCCAUCUUCCUGCACAAGUACAUCGCCGCCUGGGCGCUCUUCUUCUCACUGGUGCACACGGUUGGCCACGGCAUCAACUUCUACCACAUCUCGACUCAGGCUCCUGGCGACCUCACCUGCCUCUUCCGCGACUACUUCAGAUCGACGGACGUGCUGCCCAAGUUCCACUACUGGUGCUGGGAGACCAUCACCGGCUUCACCGGCGUCCUCCUUCUGCUCAACAUGGCCGCCAUCUACGUGUUCGCCGUGCAGUACGCGAGGAGGAACGUCUACAAGGGCUUCUGGGCGACGCACAACACGUACCCGUUCUUCUACAUCCUCACGGUGCUGCACGGGUCCGGUCGGCUGGUGCAGGAGCCUUUCUUCCACUACUUCUUCCUGGGUCCGUGUGUGCUGUUUGCCCUGGACCGACUCGUCACUGCCAGCAGGAAGAAAGUCGAGAUCGCCGUCAUCAACGCAGAGCUGCUGCCCUCAGAUGUGACUGCCAUCCACAUCAAGCGUCCGUCCAACUUUGAGUACAAGUCGGGCCAGUGGGUGCGCAUCGCCUGCCCGGUGCUCAGCAGCAGUGAGUUCCACCCGUUCACCCUGAGCUCGGCGCCGCACGAGAAGAACCUCAGUCUGCACAUCCGCGCCGUCGGCCCGUGGACCCGCAACCUGCGCCGUGUCUACGACCCCACCGUCAUCCGCGACCACGCGCUGCCCAAGAUCUACCUGGACGGUCCGUACGGCGAGGGACACCAGGACUGGUACCGGUUCGAGGUGUCGGUUCUGGUCGGCGGCGGUAUCGGCAUCACACCGUUCGCCUCCAUCCUCAAAGACAUCGUCCGACGGGCCAGCGCGCCGGCCGGCAUCGCGUGCAAAAAGGUGUAUUUCCUGUGGGUGACGCGCACUCAGAAACAUUUUGAGUGGAUGGUGGACAUUAUCCGAGACGUGGAGAACAGCGACCCCAACCACCUCAUGUCCACUCACAUCUUCAUCACCCAGUUCUACUCAAAGUUCGACCUGAGAACCAUCAUGCUCUACAUUUGUGAGCGGCACUUCCAGAAGAUCAGUCGCCGCUCGCUGUUCACCGGCCUGCGCUCCAUCACGCACUUUGGGCGGCCCAACCUGCCGUCCAUUUUCCGCUCCCUGCAGCGCGCUCACCCUCAGGUGGGCAAAUUCGGGGUGUUCUCGUGCGGCCCGGCGCCCAUGACUCGUUCCGUGGAGGAGGCUGCCCAGGCGAUGAACCGCGGCAGCGGCGCCACCUUCGAGCACCACUUCGAGAACUUCUAGUGGGUGACACGACCACAAACGGAAUGACGAGAGAGCAGCAUCAGCUCCUUGAGCACUGCCAGACGUCCCAGCCAGUGACAUUGUCUUUCGGAGUCGAGAUACUGAUACCGCCGGCUGCUGGUUGACGGUUACGCCAGGCGGGGAGACCAAACUACCGAAUGACUUGCUGUUAUGCGUAAGCACGCUAGCAUUGGACAUAGCACCUUGCUGUAUGUUAUGUGUAAACUGCGCGUGCUUGAUUGUUUGCGAAUUUUUAUUAAGCGUCUCGUAUGUGUUGAAGACGUUGCGAAUGAGCCAUUCACCUUUUUGACGUCAGUUAUAUAUUCAUAGCUUGAUACGAAGUCCGACAACUUUAGAAUAUGGUUAAUCCCGAAUGCGUCUUUUCUUAGAAAAAUACAAACAUAUUUUUACCGAGAGUAAGAACAUGAGACGGCUCUCUGGAAAAGCAACCCAGGUGUAGCCGAUGUGAUGCUAGCCUUAUUAAAGUACAUCAUGCUUUGUAUAUCGCACAGUGCGCAUUUUGAUAACUUGCUUCUUUGUUUUGUUGGGUUAGGCCCUUUCGGUCGACAAGACCAUUUCAGAGCCGGUAGGAUGAUAGGAUAUAGGGGGAGACAUUGGUCUGGGCAGGCACCCUAGUGAGUCGCCGGGGCUGAGCCCGUCCGAAGACAGGCCACCCAGCCCCAAGGCACUCACUGCACCCGGCUACGGGGUGCGCUCCCUCGGGAGCAGCGGUGCCGCUCCAAGGGAGCAGCCCGCAUGAGAUAAAGUUGCCUGUCCAGCCCGGAGGGGGGUGGCGGUGUGGAGGAGAAGGAUUUCAGUAUCCUGAGGAUAGAAGCACGGAACGGUGAUAACUUGCUUCUCAGGCGUCCAGGACUUAGAUGCAUUUUGAUGCAAACAUGCAUUUCCGAACGUUGCUUGGAAAAUGGCAAUCAUCAGCGAGAGCUAUUGCAUCAAUACAUCAGUGACUGCCAA